This is a messenger RNA of Durio zibethinus, 3134 nucleotides long. NCBI's taxonomy places the organism in Eukaryota, Viridiplantae, Streptophyta, Magnoliopsida, Malvales, Malvaceae. The record is from RefSeq and is a predicted model, not a curated record.
AUAAUCUAUCAGGUGAGUUACCAUGCUCUCUUGGAAACUUAUUCGAUUAAAAAAGCUCAAUCUUUGGGGGAACUAUUUUGAAGGUCCUAUCCCCCUUGAAUUGGGAAACUUGAAGAGUUUGUUGCCUUUGAAAAUGAUGAGUUGCAACAUUACCGGUCUUAUCCCUUUUACCUUGGGUAAUUUAACCAAUUUGGGAACCUUGGAACUAAGCUAUAACCAUAUUACUGGUCCCAUCCCUUCUACCCUGGGUAAUUUAACCAAUUUAAAAUUUUUGGACCUAAGAGAUAACCAUAUUACUAGUCCCAUCCCUUCUACCCUAGGUAAUUUAAUCAAUUUGAAACAAUUGGACCUAAGCUAUAACCAAAUCACUGGGAUAUUCCCUCCUUUGAGUAGUUUAAUUGAUCUGGAGUAUUUGUCCCUUGAUUCAAAUUUUCUGCAAGGUCCGAUCUCUCCUGAAAUAGGAAACAUGAAGAACUUGGUUGAAUUAGAUCUCAGUUACAACAAGUUCAAGGGUCCGAUCUCUUCAUCACUAUCUAAUUUAUCCAAUUUGAGGUCUUUAUAUCUUGAAUCAAAUCUUUUACAAGGUCCAGUCCUUCAUGAAGUUGGAAAUAUGAAGAAUUUAUUUCGGUUGCAUCUUAGCAGCAACAAGUUUGCAGGCCUGAUCCCUUCAUCACUAUUUAAUUUAUCCAAUUUGAAGUCUUUGUAUCUGGAUUCAAAUCUUUUACAAGGUCCAAUCCCUCCCGAAAUUGGAAAUAUGAAGAAUCUACGAGUUUUAAAUAUUUCUUCCAAUCUUUUGGGUGGCCCCUUACCCAAAUCAGUUGGAAAUAUGAAGAAUUUAUUUCGAUUGCAUCUUAGCAACAACAAGCUUGCAGGCCUAAUCCCUUCAUCACUAUUUUAUUUAUCCAAUUUGAACUGUUUGUAUCUGGAUUCAAAUCUUUUUCAAGGUGCAAUCCCUCCUGAAAUUGGAAAUAUGAAGAAUCUACGAGUUUUAAAUAUUUCUUCCAAUCUUUUGGGUGGCCCCUUACCCAGAUCAAUAGAGAAUUUAAAAGCUUUAGAAUACCUGGACCUCUCCGAAAACAAAUUGAUUGGACCUCUUCCAUCUCUAAAAUGGGAUUGGGAGUGCUUAAAUUUACAAACAUUGUCUUUGAGAAACAACCAUAUAAAUGGAAGCAUUCCCUUUAAAAUCUUCGAUUGUCCUCACACUCUUGAUCUAAGUCAUAACUUCAUCCAGGGAGAAAUACCAGAUCACCACUUGGGUUUCUUAAGAGUUUUAGAUCUUAGCCAAAAUAAUCUAACGGGCAUAAUUCCUGGAACUUUCACGUUUUUGGAAAGCCUCAAUCUAUCAUAUAAUUCUCUAGCGGGUCCCAUUCCAGAUUACUUGAGCAAUUUAUUUGUUCCCGAGUCAUUUUCGGGCAACAAGUAUUUGUGUGGAAACAUAGCAGGUUUCCCUCCUUGCCCGCCUCCCAUUACUGCAACAGCGAGCAGCAAGGUAAAAAUGGCUAAAAUCAUCGUUCCAAUUGUCGGAUUUUUAGCCAUCUUGUCUUCAGGAUUUUUACUCUGCCACAGAUGCAGAGCUAAAAACAGCAUUUCUGAUCCAAAUGUCACAAAAAAUGGAGAUAUAUUUUCAAUAUGGAACUUUGAUGGAAGAAUUGCAUUUGAAGACAUCAUUGAGGCGACAGAGGACUUUGACAUCCGAUAUUGCAUUGGCACAGGGGGUUAUGGUAGUGUUUAUAGAGCACAAUUACCAAGUGGAAAGAUUGUUGCCUUAAAGAAACUUCACCGUUUAGAAGCAGAGGUACCAGCUUUUGACAGGAGUUUCAGGAAUGAGGCAAAACUAUUAACAGAAAUACGGCACAAGAACAUUGUGAAGCUUCAUGGAUUUUGUCUCCAUAAACGUUGCAUGUUUUUGAUUUAUGAAUACAUGGAGCGAGGGAGCUUAUUCUGUGUCCUUACAGAUGACACUGAAGCAGUGGAGUUGGAUUGGAUCAAUAGGGUGAAAAUAAUCAAAGAUACAGCAUGUGUAUCUUAUCUGCAUCAUGAUUGCCAUCCUUCAAUAGUUCAUCUAGACAUAUCAAGCAAUAACAUAUUAUUGAACUCAAAUCUGGAGGCUUCUGUCUCUGAUUUUGGCACAGCUAGACUCCUUGACCCUGAUUCAUCCAAUCAAACAAUGCUUGUUGGUACCUAUGGAUAUGUCGCACCAGAACUUGCUUAUACUAUGGUUGUAACUGAAAAAUGUGAUGUCUAUAGCUUUGGAGUAUUGGCACUAGAAACGCUCGUGGGAAAGCAUCCUGGGGAACUCUUGGUAUCACUAUCAACAUCAUCUUCCAAAAAUGUAAUGCUAAGUGAUAUAUUGGAUCCACGCCUAUCACUUCCAAGAAUUCGAAGGAUUGAACAGGAUAUUUUUUUUGCUGCAACAAUUGCAUUUGCGUGCUUGAGGUUGAAACCAAAGUCCCGGCCAACAAUGAAGCGUGUGUCUCAAGAGUUUCUUUCUCGAAAUAGACCAUCAAUGGAGCCUCUCCAAGCAAUCUCUGUGUUGCAACUCAAGGACCAUGAACUGUCUAUGGAUGGUGAAGGCAAGAUUCCAUCUCAUAAUUCUGGCCAAGAUGGUGAAAUCCAUGUCAUUUCUUCAACUUAAUUUUCAUGUCUGUUAUUUGUCUUUCCUUUCGACGUCAGAGGUUUGUCAAUUCUGAUACUGUAAUUCUGCAAUUCUGCUUAAUGUCCUUGGUUUCUUUGUUCUUGCAAACCUGAACCUUGACUGCAUAUUGUUAUUGUUAAUAUUUCGAGCUGUGACUAGUGAUUGAGAAACCAUGUCCUGUUAAUCACUCUUACCGUAGUUUGCUCGAAAUGAUGGAAAUUUCAAACCAGUCUUCUGAUCCAUUGAUUUAUAAACAAAUUAAAGACCUAACAUUUAGAUUCAUCUGGGAUCAUGAUGCAUGGGAGCUAGGUUAAUUCAACUUUAAUUACAUAUAAAGCCCAUACUGAAUUUUCUUUGCAACUAUAGAUUUGAAAAUACUUGGUAAAUGCCUUGAAAACAUCAAUAUGGUUCUAAUAUCCUAAUAUGGACAAUCAAAAAUUGCAGUCUUCAAACCAGAAAUGCAUGGAAUAUCACUGUAUAUUUGUAAAACUAAAGUAAA